Encephalitozoon romaleae SJ-2008 is the source of this 1032-nucleotide messenger RNA. RefSeq lists its product as hypothetical. NCBI's taxonomy places the organism in Eukaryota, Fungi, Microsporidia, Unikaryonidae. The transcript has a single exon. The record is from RefSeq and is a predicted model, not a curated record. Bases 1 to 1032 code for a protein of 343 amino acids.
AUGUCAUGGGAUGAAUAUGACGAGGAGGAAAGUGCUGUUUCUUCCACGCAGAGCCAGGAGAAUCUGGGUGGUAUCCAGGAUGAAUCCCAUAAUCCAAAUGAAUCAGAAUGUAAAGUUUCAGGUUCUUGUUCCUGUGACAAGAAUAUGGAAGAUGAACUGAAAACUAAGGACGGCAGGGCAGAGUUGCAUCUCACAGCCUCUGGAGAGGUGUUUUUUUAUCUUCUUAGAUUUAACGGGUUUGACCUUGUACUUAUUAAGAAAGUAAGAAAAAAGGUGUCCUCACAAAUAUUUGUUAAAGACUUGUAUGUGGUCAGUGACAAAAAACUGUAUGGAUUCUAUGACGUGAUUAGCACGCCUGGCUCACUAGACGAUUUGUUGAAGCCUGAAAGAAAAAGAAAGAAGGCGAAUGGAUCAUUGCUCAGUGAUGAGUCUCAUGAGGAAUACAUAUACAGGCCUUGCAGGAAGAAUGGGAAGAUUAUCUUGAAGAGAGAGGAAGGAAAAUCUGAUAUAGUCAGUAAUUGGGAAGGGUUUUUUAUAACUUCAGGAUUGGCUCACAAGAUUGUCUAUGAGGAUGGAAGAUACAAUUUUGUAUAUAACUCUAAGAAGUAUUCUUAUGAAAAGGUAAUUGGGGGAAUAGCUUAUAAUAAUGGAAUGCUUGUAUAUUAUCUAAAAGGAAAAGAUUCUAGCUUGUAUUUUCAAGGUGAUCAUGAAAAGAUCUAUAACAUUCCAAAGAUCACCGUGAUGUCAUGUGAAGGCCAGAGGACUAUUGUUGGAACAGCCGAUGGCUAUAUCUAUCUAUUUGAUAGAUGUGUCCUGAGUAAAAGAAGAAAAGUGUAUGACGUACCGAUAACUGGUGUAGGCUUUAUGAAUGACCAGGUUUAUUUCUCCUCACUGGAUGGUUUUGUUGGGACAGAAAAGACGACUAGAGGAUUCAGUAUGUUUCUUAUCAUGGUCUCCAUUGGCAUCUUCAUUUUUGCAAUAGUGAUGGGUAUUAUUUCAAAAACUGUCAGGCAUUCUUUCUUGGAUAAAUAA